This is a messenger RNA of Serendipita indica DSM 11827, 519 nucleotides long. Lineage: Eukaryota; Fungi; Basidiomycota; Agaricomycetes; Sebacinales; Serendipitaceae. The record is from the annotation of a GenBank genome assembly.
AUGGCAGACGGAGGUUCUUACGUCGACCGUCAAAAGGCGGCAGAUUCCUACCGACCAAAGGGCUAUGGUAUGUCACCUGGCCUACGACGCGCACGACGACCAUUUCUCGUGUCCAACAUCGUCACCGGCUCUCUAAUAGCCCUCUUCGUCACCGGCAUAUGGGCUUACAGCAUACGUGCCGUCCGACAAGACGUAUUUGACGACGUGGACGAAGAAGCCCGCGCGUUGACGCCAGAACUCAAACGAGGCGUAGAAACCGUCGAGGAAAGGGCGCGCAAAGUCGAGGAAAAGCUCAAGGCAAUCGCAUCUGAGCGGACGGCCAAAUCGACCCCAUCUGCUGUGGUCAACUCACUCCGAGGUAGUACAUCGCUCUCUAGCGGUGAUGUGCAAAGGGGCUUACUUCCGAAACUCUGGAAAGAGCAUCCUGCGUGGUACGACCCAAACAAGCCACUCGUGUGGGGUGCUCCUAGCGUCGACAAUAUGGGACGAAUCGGGGACAGGACUUCAUCGAGCGAGUGA